This is a messenger RNA of Pieris macdunnoughi, 1122 nucleotides long. The record is from the annotation of a GenBank genome assembly. Lineage: Eukaryota; Metazoa; Arthropoda; Insecta; Lepidoptera; Pieridae.
AUGUCGUCCAUUUGUUUGGUCCUUUUGCUCUGUGCUCUCGCCAAAGGGUACCCUUCCGAAAGCCCUCAUAGUGCAAGUGACGGACAUCAUCAUUAUUGGGAUCACGACUUCGCUCCGAGCGGCGCCCCUCAAGCUGCAGGUCGCUCAGGCGAUGUUGCUAGAGCUCACGGAGUAGGUGCGAGUGGCGCACCUCAUGCUGCACGUCGCGCAGGGGAUGAGGUUGAAAAUCACAGAUUCGGUAUGAGUGGCACCCAUCCAGCUGCAGAUCGCUCAGGCGAUGCCCCUAGAGUAUAUGGGUAUGUUGCGAGUGGUGCACCUCAAGCUGCAGGUCGCGCAGGGGAUGAGGUUGAAAGUCACAGAUUCGGUGCGAGUGGCACCCAUCCAGCUGCAGAUCGCUCAGGCGAUGCCCCUAGAGUACAUGGGUAUGUUGCGAGUGGUGCACCUCAAGCUGCAGGUCGCGCAGGGGAUGAGGUUGAAAGUCACAGAUUCGGUGUGAGUGGCACCCAUCAAGCUGCAGAUCGCUCAGGCGAUGCUGCUAGAGUACGUGAUUUCGUUGCGAGUGGUGCAUCUCAAGUUGCAGGUCGCGCAGGGGAUGAGGAUGAAAGCCACGGAGAACGUGCGAGUGGCGCCCCUCAAGCUGCAGCGCGAGAAGGCGAUGCCGCUGGGGUAGCAGACUCCAAUGCAGAACGCUCCGAUGCACAAGAUUCUCAAAGUGAAGGAAAUGACAACGCAUCGAGAGCUAGCCCUUUCUUACUUCAGGAAAGAGGAAGAUCUAGGUAUAGAUACAAUAACCGUGGUUUCGAAAGAGGUAAUUACUACCCAUAUGGAUACGUACCCAACGGCGGGCGCCACUAUUUCUUUCCACGAAAUGGAGAAGAUGCUGAAGGGAACGAAGCUGUAGCUGGUGAUUACUCUGCUGGAUCCAGUCCAAAUGCGUCCGCCAGUCGUACCAGCCCAGGAGUAGAUGAGGCCCCUGGCUGCUGUGGUAAUGCAGAAGCUGAACGUGAAGGAGGUAGCGGCUCUCACAAUGGACCAGGAGGUUACGUUUAUGGUGCAGCGUCCAGACAUGGCGCCGGGUCAAGCAAGCACGCAGAUGCGGAAAAAGAGAAUCCUAGUGCUUAG